Messenger RNA from Closterium sp. Naga37s-1, 663 nucleotides. The record is from the annotation of a GenBank genome assembly. Lineage: Eukaryota; Viridiplantae; Streptophyta; Zygnematophyceae; Desmidiales; Closteriaceae.
AUGAUUGCGCUCGUGGCAUCGCAAGAGGCGUCGCCGACUCGGAAGACACGCGGAGGACUGUUGGACGCAAGCAGAGCCCCUGGGAACUGCGGAUCUGGUGGAGGCGGUGCUGCACCGCUCGUCCUUCGCCUGCCUUCCGCCCUCCCCCCCUCAUCCAUCCUUUCCCCCGCGCCGCUGUCGUUUGCAUCCCGCGCACAGGGAGAGCUGGUGGAGGCGGUGCUGCGCCGCUCGUUCUCCUCCUGCCUGUUUCUCUCCCACCAUCUCCCUCCCUCGCCUCCCUCAUCUCCCCUUCCCCUGCGCCGCUGUCGUGCUCCCCCGCAUGCAGGGGGAACUGAUGGAGGCGGUGCUGCCGCGUCGUCGUUCCCUCAUCGCUCCCUCUCCCCCCCGUGUCGUUACCCUUUUGACUCCCGCGUGCAGGCGGAGCUGGUGGAGGCGAUGCUGCGCCGCUGCCUGCAGUCGCCCGGCUGCUCGCCGCGCCAAUACGCCCACAUGCUCCUCGUGUACGUCUCACUUCGCUUCUGUCGCUCGUGUUGCUCCCGUCGCGCGUUGUCGCAGUCUCCCAUAUACACUCCUUGUCACGUACGUCGUGAUUUAAACGCAGUGGACGCAUGGAAGGCACGAGGGUGUGCGCGACACGGACCGCAAAUAGUGAUGAGGAGUUAG